AUGCACACACUAACCGCCUUUCCCGCCGCCAUCGUCAUCGAAGACAAAAAACCCGAAGUGGCAGUCGAAGCAGUCGAAGCCAUGGAGAACUACCCCACUCGCCGAGGCAACCACCACGUUGGAACCUCUCGCAGCGCCAGCCAAAAGCUGCAAGACACCCCAGCACAGGCAAAGUGGCACAGUGGUGUGAAUCCUGACGCUACCAUUAACCUCCCUUGCUCAAUCGACACGUUCAAGCGAGACGCCGCCAACCACCCUCACCUGCGAGAACUCUGCGGAGGAUCUCUCCCCGAUACCAACUCCAAUAUCUUCAAAGACCUUUCGCGCCACACGGAGGCUUACGUGACAGCGCCUUUUCACCUUGAGCAGAUUGUUUUGGUCUGGGGAAAUCCCAGACAAGUAUGGGCUUCGAUCACCAUCCUGAACAGUCUGACUUCGAAGCUGGUCGGUACCAGAGUCAGGGUGGGAGGCGACUGGAUAAAAAUGCGGCCCAUCAGAGCCAUUGACGAGCGCCUUGCUCGCAUUGCCGCGCAGCGCCAAGCGAAGUUGGAGGAUCUCCGGAAGGAGCCAGAAAAUCCUGGCACUGCCUGGGAAUCUCUCGGCAACCAGCUUGAAUUGCUGGACGGUCUGCGGGAGCAAUACAAAGUUCACCUCUAUCCAUGCGACCCGAAGACGCAAAUAAUUGGCAUGAGUGGCACUCGCAGCGUGGGAGAGACCUGGCAGAUUGCUCGCCAUAUCGAGCGCAUCUGGAGGGAGAUCUCGGGCAAAGUUGACCGGGUCAAGUUCUACAUGCUCAACCCGCCUGAAUUAUACCACAUGCGAGAGAACGCGAUCCACUUGAAUAACUCGCAGUUCGCAACGGCCUUUUUCGACGGAGAUGUGGUGCCACGUGAGCGCCAGGAGCAAGUGAACAUGGACAUAACUCGGGCCCAGCAACGCAUUGACACUUGCUUGUUGGAACGCACGUGGCAAGCGCUCAUCAGUACCCAGCAGCUCCGUGGCGAUCUGCAGAUACGGGUGAAUUUCGGACAUUUGGUUCUGGAGAGGUACAAGUUCCCAUCGGAUGGCGGACCCUCGUACCCUAUCGACGAAUUCCGGCGUGUUGUCGAGCACGAGGGGAUUCAGGGACGCCUGCUUCCUGGGUACGUUGUUCAUAUCUCAAGAAGCGAUACCAGAACUAAUCAGAAUCUUUUCGUGGAUACAGGUUCAAAUUCGGAAACUCGACACUCUGAAGCAAGCCGCUCUCACCGAGGCGUUGGAUCUUCCCACAAGAAAGUGAGGUUCAACCAGCAGGCCAACGUGGUCCGCUUCGUGGAAAAGGCCGCGGUGGAGUUCGGGAUCAAGGAAACCCCGUACUUUAUCCAGCUGAUCCGCCUCGAUGAAUACAAGCGCGUCGGGACCAAACCUGCGAACUGGGCUCUUGAACCAGUCACCUACUGGGCCGUCUCGUUGCUGGACCCUAACUGGAAGGACUUCUUGAAGGAGGAGAGCGACCUUCGUGAUGGGAAGCGGUUCUGGAACUUCAUCGAGGUUGUUGAGGCCGUUGCCGCGUUCCUUGGUCCUUCUCGGGAGGCCCAUAUUCCUGUUCCCACCGAGCCGCCUCGCCAGCCUCUGGUUGACAUGGACUUGGGAACCCUCUUCUAA
Molecule: messenger RNA, 1644 nt
Organism: Penicillium alfredii
Lineage: Eukaryota; Fungi; Ascomycota; Eurotiomycetes; Eurotiales; Aspergillaceae
Exons: 8
Coding region: 1-1644 (547 amino acids)
Source: RefSeq, a predicted model, not a curated record